Messenger RNA from Gamsiella multidivaricata, 1965 nucleotides. RefSeq lists its product as uncharacterized. Lineage: Eukaryota; Fungi; Mortierellomycota; Mortierellomycetes; Mortierellales; Mortierellaceae. The transcript has a single exon. Gene Ontology annotation, molecular function: protein binding. Bases 1 to 1965 code for a protein of 654 amino acids. The record is from RefSeq and is a predicted model, not a curated record.
AUGACCAGCUCACGCUCCACUGACAGCAAACUUCUCAAUAACAAGGCCGCAACAAGCAUCAACCAGACCAAUGCCCUAUGUGGGAUUAUCCAUCCAGCCAAGAAAGCCCUGCAAGUAACGGUGGAGUGUGAGGACCUGCAAGUGAGGCUGCAGUGUGAUGGCCUGCAAGUGAAGGUGGAGUAUGAGGCAUGGACGGAUGAAGAGGAUGACGAUGAGGCGGAUAUCGAUAGCGAUGAGGACGAAGAUACUGAUGAGGACGAAGAUAUUGAUGAAGACGAAGAUACGGAUGAGGGUACGGACGGGAAUGAAUAUACGGACCUCGAUAGCGAAGAAGAUGACGAAGAAGAGAAUGAAAGCACAGUAACAUCAAUCUCACAACCUGCGAUUGACUUUAAGACCGAAGCUCCCGAGCUUGCUCAGUGGGACCACUUUCAUGCCCCGGUCGCACAAAAACUUCUUUCCCGCAUCCCUUUCGAGGUUUGGGAGAUGAUCCUCAGUCACGUUCCACCCUGUCGUCUUGCACGGCUUCUUCCUGUCUCCAAGGGUUGGAAAUCAAUGAUCGAGAACCUCAUACUCUGGAAGGACAUCGCCACCAACUGCCACAUCGGCGACUCUGCUUUUCCAGCAUCCAACCACAUGCAGCCUGUCCUUGGCCACAUGGUCGUCAUCUGUGACCUGUGUCUUCAAAGGAGCUACCAAUUCGGGAGUGAUAUCCCACUUCCUGUUCGGAGACCAGAUCUGCUGGGCCUGACCUGGAUGUGCAAAAACUGUCGCCGAUGGUACAGGGCCGCACACCCCGAGGUGAUGUCCGACCUCACAAGAGCAUCGCAGGAUUUGGACGUAUACGAGCAAGGGCCAUGCGUGAAAGUGACCCGGGCACAAACCUACAGACGUUCACACUGGCAGCCCGAGCGAUUGGAUGACUUGAAUGAUUUUGACGGCUAUGGCGAGAAUGACGAGGACUACGAGGAUGAUGAGGCCUACGAAGAUGAUGAGGACUACGAGGGCGAUGAGAACUACGAAGACUACGAGGACUACGGGGACUACGAAGAUUCCAAAGACUACGGCAGCGAGGUCUUGGAUUCGGACCAGGAGCACUACUACCAGCCGGGCGAAUGGCGUCCGACUUGGAGGAACCGUGGUGCGGACGAAUAUAGUUGGUUGAAUCAGGUCCUUUGUCGGGGUCGAGAACGUAUGCUUAGAACUAUGCUCGCCAUCUACGGACUGGAAAUCCGUCCAGGUUCUCGUCUCUGCACAGAUUUCAUUGAGGGUACGCCUUACGACCCCGAUAAGAUCGUAAAGACGAUGCGGGAAUUGACUUGGUACUUCAAGCACACUAAUUAUCCGCGACACAACAGGUUUGGACAGGAGAAGGCCAAGAUAAGGGCGAUCGCCGCCUGGUGUGAGGAAUUCGAGAGCAUGGAAGGGCUUGAUAGCAUACCAGAAUACAAGGCUCACAAAAACGCGCCUCCAGAACCGUUAUGGCCAAUGGUCGACCUCGCGUUCGGUGUGCUUACGAAGUAUUGGGAAAAGCAAUAUCGCAUAGAGGAGGCUCAUGCAGAGUUUGGGGCUCAGGUAGCAGAGGCAAUGAUCAUGACAGAGGACAGCUCUGACGAGGACGACGAGGAUGAAGAGGACGACGACGACGAUGAUGACGAGGACAAUGACUCGCAAUUGGAGACCGAGGACGAUGGCUCGCAGCGGGAGACUGAGGACGACUCUGAUGAAACAGGCUCGGGAGCUGAGGACCCGUAUGAUGACUUGGACCCGAACCCGGGCACGAAGUGGGAUGACUGGGAUGACGACGAGGACGAGGAGGUGUAUUCGUCGGAGGAGUAUGAAAGCGGCGAGCCCAGUGCGUGGGAACUGAUGUCGCAGGCGGUUCGGGAUAAGAUGCGCAGGGCACUAACGCGCAACUUUGACUUCACGAUCGACUGUGCGGUCGAGGCGACCGAUGGCCAGUAG